Molecule: messenger RNA, 647 nt
Organism: Cydia pomonella (codling moth)
Lineage: Eukaryota; Metazoa; Arthropoda; Insecta; Lepidoptera; Tortricidae
Product: E3 ubiquitin-protein ligase MARCHF8-like
Exons: 3
Coding region: 255-647 (130 amino acids)
Biological process (GO): antigen processing and presentation of peptide antigen via MHC class II; protein polyubiquitination; immune response
Cellular component (GO): late endosome membrane; cytoplasm; lysosome
Molecular function (GO): ubiquitin protein ligase activity; zinc ion binding; MHC protein binding
Source: RefSeq, a predicted model, not a curated record
UGACAGUAGACGAGUAACUAAUAAUUUUUAUUGAUAUUUUCGUGUAGAGCAAUGAUAAUUACAUGAAAUGUAAUUCGUCUUUACUGUUAAUAUUUUAACUCUUCCCGAAAAGAUUGAUUUACUUAAAAGGGUAGUGUUAUUAAAGCCAGCGUCAUGUAUCCGGAUGGUUGCUUUGUCGAUAUCCGAUGCGAGUGCGAGUUUAGUUUUUUGUAAAUCUGUAAUGUUAUGAGUGCUCUUUUGAGCUGGUUAGCAUAAUGCCAGUACAGCAGAUUAAUGUUAAGAAUUCGUCGGAAAUCGAGAGUUGGGAAUGGAACGGUGGUUGCGGGCGAGAGGUGAUCCGGGGAGGGUCAGACAGCAGUCGAACCUCAUGCAGCAACUCGAGCGGAGAUAUCUGUCGCAUCUGCCACUGCGAGAGCGAGGUCCACAACCCGCUUCUGGCGCCCUGCUACUGCUCAGGGAGCCUGAAGUACGUCCACCAGAGCUGCCUACAGCAGUGGCUGACGGCGUCCGAGACGCGCUCCUGCGAGCUGUGCAAGUUCAACUUCAUAAUGCACACCAAAAUAAAGCCUUUCAAUGAGCUAUUGGAUAUGGAUGAUGAUGAUGGAUGGAUGGAUGGCAUAUUAAACAAUUUCAAGACACAAUUAUGA